AUGACCAUAGUUAACAAGCCAAAAUCUUCUAAAUCUAAAAAAUCAUCAUCGAGGCGGUCUGACAAAUCUAAGACACCGCGUACUAAAAAAAUGACAUCACGUACCGCAAACUUGAGCCGUGUACCACCUGCAGAAGAUCCAAACAAAGUCUCUGACAAAGGACCCGGGGGUGCUAUUUAUUGCAGAUCAUCUCAAAAACCUAAGCCUUUUGCCCAAAGAGAUCUAAUUGUUAAUGACGGAAUUGCCCCGCCACAAAGGAUUCUUUUUCCACCUGAGAAAAUUUGUAUGGAUUGGCAACAAACACAAAGUGUUGGAGUUGGACUGCAGAAUCUCGGCAACACGUGUUUCCUUAAUUCUACCCUACAGUGUUUGACCUACACGCCUCCUCUUGCCAAUUACAUGCUCUCUCUUGAACACACCCAGUCAUGUCAUGAAGAAGGCUUCUGUAUGAUGUGCACGAUGGAAACGCACAUUAACCAGGUCCUUUGUUGCUCUAAUAAUGCCAUCAAACCUACAUCUGUUAUCAAUGGCCUUAAAAGAAUAGGAAAACAUUUCCAUUUUGGCAGUCAAGAGGAUGCACAUGAAUUCUUAUGCUUCACUGUUGAUGCUUUGCAGAAAGCUUGCUUGAAUGGAAGCACCAAAUUGGACAGAUCUUCUCAAGCCACCACACUUAUUUAUCAAAUAUUUGGAGGAUAUCUCAGAUCCCGAGUGAAGUGCUUGAACUGCAAAGCGGUUUCAGAUACGUACGAGCCAUUCCUUGAUAUUACUUUGGAUAUAAAGGCAGUUACAACUGUCACCAGAGCUCUGGAACAAUUUGUGAAACCAGAACAACUGGAUGGUGAAAAUAGCUAUAAGUGUAGCAAGUGUAAAAAGAUGGUUCCUGCGUCAAAGAGGUAUACGAUACAUCGUUCUUCCAACGUUCUCACAAUAUCACUGAAAAGAUUUGCAAAUUUUACAGGUGGAAAGAUCAACAAGGAUGUAAAAUAUCCUGAAUACUUGGAUCUUCGAGCAUAUAUGUCCCAAUCAAUUGGAGAACCACUCAUCUAUGCUUUAUAUGCAGUUCUUGUACAUAGCGGUUUCAACUGUAACGCGGGACACUAUCUCUGCUUCAUAAAGGCCGGUAAUGGACUUUGGUAUCGAAUGAAUGAUGCCUCGGUAGAACUUUCUGAUAUCAAAACAGUUCUCAAUCAGCAAGCUUAUGUACUUUUUUAUAUCAGGCGCUAUGAUUUGACACUCGGAGAACGUGCUUUUUACUUACCAGCACCGUCUUAUCCCCGUUCAUUCCUUGGUCAGCGGGGGGCUAAUAGUAAACAGGCUGGAUUUAUGGGACCACGACUUCCGCCUCAUAUGAUUAAGAAUUCAAGUCGUUUAAAUGGAAAUGGACCCCUAAAAGAGGAUCCAAAUACUGUUGGUGUCACCCUACAAAGGCCAUCUUCAGCUCCGCCAACAGCUUGUGUUCAAAACUGGACAAUUACCAGGCCUUCGAAUACGGAUCCAUCAAAAAACCAGAAGAUCACUAUCAGUAUUCAUAACAAAAUGCCUGCACGCCAGACUGUGUCCCAUCCUGACUGUCUUACCAGUGCUAUGGAGAAAGAGGAUCUAAGCAAGCCUGUUCCUUCAUCCACUAUUACAAAUUCUUCUGCAGCAGAGUCUACCUCAAACGCAUCUACAAUGGCAGUUGCUACUAACAUUUCCAAACAAGAAGUUCCUGAUGAAAUUUUUGCUGAGCCAGCAGUGAAUGGAAAUCCUAAACUCGGCUCUGAUAACACAGUCCAUUACAUGGCAGAACCUUCAGGAAAAUCUGAGGAGUCGAAGGGCUUGUUUAAAAGGAAUUGCAACAUCUUAUCUUCUAACGGAAUUCUGAUUGGAAAGGUGGUCCGCACCUUGCAGAAUUCCCAUUCUUCCUGUCAGACUGCUGAAGAAGAAAGAUCCCAGCUUGAGCUGCCAAAAAAUGAUUCACUAAAUGGUGCUAUUAGUUUAGAUAAUGAAUCUAAAGAAAAUGGACUGAAACUUGAUGAUUCCACUUGCCAAGUCCAACCUGUUAAACCUUCUGAGAUUUUCUUUUCUAAAACAAAUGGAUUGCUUGAAACAAUGCCUAUAGCUCUGUCAACGGUUCCUCAAGAAUUAAUCUUAGAAUCUCUCUCAUACAGCCAGUUGAACAGCUUGUCAGAGGAAAUAAGUGUCCCUGGACCUCAGAAAUCUUCUGAGAACGAUGCUCUUAUGGAAACUGUAGUGAUGGAAGCACUGUUUGCCUAUGAAGAAUCCAGGAAGGUUCCUUCCAGCUUUAGCUGUGAGGUUGGGAAUCUUUUCACUCAACCAGAUUCUGAAACUAUUUCUACCAAAGAAGUUGCUGAAAGUAUUAUAACAAAAGCUGAUAAUGCGCAUCCCAAUAUCAAUGGUCAGCACAAGGUCAGGAAAAAAUCCUUGGACGCUGAAGAUGAAUUCCUUGGGCAGCGUGAGUCUGAAGAUCGUAGAGACAAAGACAAACUGAGAAGAUCAAAAGAACCUGAACUCAUUUCAAAAGAAAAUCCUUUGUACAUCAAAGGGUCUCUUGAGAGUGAAGAGAAAUUAGGGCAAACUUCCUCUAUAAAGUCUGACAUUGAAUGUAGUUCUAAAAGACUUGCAUCUCUAGUUAUUACAGAUAAAUGCCAAGAUACAAAGGACAUUUCUAAUAACUAUGUAGAGGUACCACCUGUUAAUGACUCUUCUAUUAUGAAGCUGGAUAAAGUUUUGGAGAGUCAAUUUUCUAGAGAAAACGAGGGACUGAUUAAUAAAAAAUACGAAGAAGAUAAACAUAGGAAAAAAUAUAAGAAAAAAAUAUAUGACUCUAAAAAAACUGACAAAGAGCACUACCGAAGGAAGAGAGAACACUCGGACACUGAAGAGAGGGAGAAGGAGAAGCAAAAGAGAAGCAAACCAGAUGAGCAUUCCUACAAGAGGAGGUGCUCUCGCAGUGUGGAAACCAAUAAGCAAAACCGUCAUAAGCAGGAGUAUUGCAGUGAAAGCAAGUACAGAUCUUCCCAUACUGAAAGAAACAGUCCAAAUAACAGCAAAAGCUCAGGAAAAUAUUCUCGUUAUAGAUCCCGAAGCAGAGAAAGAACAGAACAAGACAGGAAUAGGUAUUAUCAUUCCAAAGGAGAGAGAACUUGGAGCAGAGAAAGAUACUAUCAAGAUGAACCACGGAGAUGGGACAAAUGCAGAUACUACAACGAUUACUAUUCCUCUCGUGGAACAAGAGAUGGCAGAGAGAGAAACUCCUCUUAUUGUGAUAAAGACUUUGACAGAUCGAGUCAAUCUUACAACAACAGGUCACAUAAGGAUUAUCACUGCAAAAGCAGAUGGUCUCACAACGCACUCGCUAGAGAGGAAGACAUACAUCACUUCAGCAGCCACAGAGCAAACUUACAUCAUUAUUCAGUACCUCAGCAGCAAUCAUCUGACAAAUAUUCUCGUGAAAGGCAUGCACUUCCAUCUGUGUCGGCUCAUUCACGUUUUGAGGACUCUUCCCGGGAAAAUGAAAAAGAAAAACUAGGACAUGGAAAAAGAAAAUAUACGCCCACCGAAGGAAGUGAAAGCGAAAUAGAAAAGAAAUGCCGAAAGAUAGAUGACCAAAGAGUGACAAAAUACAAGAAGGUCAAGAAGAAAAAGAAGUCCAAAGAUAAACAUCGAGAGAAGGAUUACAAACUUUAUGAUUUGGAUUUCUCUGUGCUCCGCUUUGACAAUGACAAUCGCAAACGUAAGAAAAAGAAGAAAAAGAAGAAACAUAUCAGGAAACUGAAAGGCUUCUUGGAAUACUUAGAUCCUCGUUUCCAGAAGAAAACACGGGAGAAGAAGGAAGAAUCCUCUCCUCCAGGCGGCUAUUCACGUGAGCAAUACAGAAACCAGGGCAGUAAACAGCCCUACAAGGAAGGGAAACCUGGUGCAGGUGAAAGCAAGAAAUACAGCUCCAUCGCAUCCAGUGAGUACGAUAAAGACCUGCCUUCUCCCGAGCGCACCGAGCUCACAGUUCUUAACCCUCCAGAAGACAAUUCGCAAUUUAACAGCUGGAGAUUCUCUCCCUCGGCGGCACUGGCAGCGCAGCGGCCGUUAGCGGCCGAGUGUUCAGGCACUGAGAAGCGGCGCUCCGGCUCCUGCUGGUCCCCGCAGUGGUACAGGGCGAGCGAAAACGAAGAGCUGAAGAAUUGCGCCGGUUCUGGCGCAGCACGAAGGGAGAAGCCCCUCGUCCCCGGGGGACCUCUCCUCAGCGUGGCCGAACCCGACAGACGCUGCGUUAGCCACCGAGCGGCCAGACUUCGUAGCUACCCCUGGACGUGA
Molecule: messenger RNA, 4314 nt
Organism: Charadrius vociferus (killdeer)
Lineage: Eukaryota; Metazoa; Chordata; Aves; Charadriiformes; Charadriidae
Gene: USP42
Product: ubiquitin specific peptidase 42
Exons: 17
Coding region: 1-4314 (1437 amino acids)
Biological process (GO): protein deubiquitination; regulation of apoptotic process
Cellular component (GO): cytosol; nucleus
Molecular function (GO): cysteine-type endopeptidase activity; cysteine-type deubiquitinase activity
Source: RefSeq, a predicted model, not a curated record